AUCUCAUCGCAACAAGAAAUCAGCUGUUAGUAACCCCCUUUGUGAUCGACCACCAGCAAAGGAUCCGUAUUAUCUCCAACCAAUUCUUCUAAAUCUUCUAUGACACAUUAUUUGUGAAGAAUGGAAACUGAAGCAAACGAUCUCGUUUUUUGCUUGAUUUUUCUCUUGAUUCUUUUUUUCUCCUCAGUUUGUUACUUUUUGGUUUAUUCUGGCUUGUUUACUCCUAUUGAAAUCAGGGCUCAACGCCCUUCGUUUACCAGCCUGCGUAUUGCGUAUAAGUUUGCUCGAGGUCCAUAUAAGAAUGCCGGUCAUCUGUUUACAGAAGCACAUAGCCUAAUACCGGAAUUGAAAACCAUUGGGAUAUACUAUGAUGAUCCACAACAGGUCAAUCCAUCAGAAUUAAGAUACUGUGUUGGAAUAAUUCUGUCUGAAGGUGAAUCUGAACCUGAUAAUGCUCACCUUUCAACUUGUCUUGAAUAUGGAUUCAAGGAAUUAGUUUUGCCAGCAGUAGAUCAUGCUGUACUAACAACCUUUCCUUUCAAAAGCACUGUAUCAAUUUUCAUUGGUGUAGCACGUGUGUACCCUAAGCUAGCUGAAUAUAUAAAGGAAAGCAAACUGUGUGCUCAUCCAAUGAUAGAAAUUUAUGAGGAUGACAAAAUUGUCUUCAUGUCACCUUUGUCCAAACAAGAUGAAUUUUAUGUUAAAGAGACCCAAGAAGAAGAAUUGACAAACUCAGCUGCUGAAGAAAAUCAAGGUAAAAUGUCAGUUAUUUCUCUUGAUUCUGUUUUAAACAUAAAUCACACUGCUGAUUCAGAAGAGACACAAGAAUUAAUUCAUCACCAGAUUAACCACUCUAAUGAUAAACAAGAGGAAACUGAGAAGUCACAGAUGAACGGCGUCAUGGAAGAUAGCGACGAAAGUUCAGGGUCAUCUUUUGAAGAACUAACUCAUUCAUAAUAAUACAUCAUAGAUCAUCUAUCUCUCCCAAUGGUGUAUUCUUCAAGUGGUUUAAGUCCUCUCUAUCUCAUUCAGCGAGUUUUAAAAAUUCCUUUUUUGUUUUCUCUUUCGCGUCUCGUUAUAAAUCCUAACUCUGAAUGAUGUGAUGUAUAACUUUCGUUUUUUUUUUUUUGUGGGGUUAGACAAUAAAUAAAAUUUGUUUACUCCAAAA
Daphnia magna is the source of this 1168-nucleotide messenger RNA. Its product is annotated as testis-expressed protein 264 homolog. The transcript is spliced from 3 exons. Lineage: Eukaryota; Metazoa; Arthropoda; Branchiopoda; Diplostraca; Daphniidae. Bases 121 to 957 code for a protein of 278 amino acids. The record is from RefSeq and is a predicted model, not a curated record. Gene Ontology annotation, cellular component: endoplasmic reticulum membrane; autophagosome membrane; nucleus. Gene Ontology annotation, biological process: reticulophagy; protein-DNA covalent cross-linking repair.